AUGAGUCACAAGCACCAGACCCUUCGUUUCGUGGACGAUGCCACGGCUGGGGACGGCAUCUGGGGCUACCCCACCAGCAAAGCCAACUUCUGCGAGGAGGACUACCUCAUCACGAGGUACAUCGCAGAGUUCAUCAACUGCCUGUCGAAUGUGGCAUACAUCUACCUCGCGUUCAAGUAUCCCCGGACCAACACCAAGGCGCGGGUUCCCUGGUACCAGCACCUUGACAUCCAAUCGAUCGGCCUGCUCUUCGUAGGCGUCUUCUCCGGCAUCUUCCACGGCACGAUGCACCAAGAGACCCAGCUCCUCGACGACAUCUCCAUGCUCAUCCUCGGCGGCUCCCUGGUCCAGCCGCUCUACGCCUACCGCCAAGCGCCCCUCGUCCGCGUCUUUGUCAUCGCGGCGCUGUGGCUCGCCAUCGGCGUCAUGACCGUCAUCUACGUUCGCUCGGGCGACAUCCGCAUCCACGUCAUGGUCUUCAGCGCGCAGCUUACCCUGGUCUGGCCGCGGACGCUGUACCUGCUGUACGGUUCGGGUCUGUACUCCAAGGAGGAGAAGAGGAAGUUCAUGCGGGUGUUUUGGAAGGCGAUUGCGACGUUGCUGCUUGGCUUCGGGUUGUGGCAUAUCGACUUGGAGUUCUGCGCCGAGCUGAGAGCUGCGAGGGCGGCUGUUGGGCUGCCUGCGGCUUGGAUCUUGGAGUUGCAUGGGUGGUGGCAUCUUUUCACGGCGAUUGGUGCGAGCUUGUACAUGAGGCUGAUUCGGAUGAUUACCGACGAGGCUCGUGAUGCCGGCGAGAAGAAGCAACAAUGA
Colletotrichum karsti is the source of this 810-nucleotide messenger RNA. RefSeq names its product alkaline phytoceramidase. Gene Ontology annotation, biological process: ceramide biosynthetic process; ceramide catabolic process. NCBI's taxonomy places the organism in Eukaryota, Fungi, Ascomycota, Sordariomycetes, Glomerellales, Glomerellaceae. Gene Ontology annotation, cellular component: endoplasmic reticulum membrane. The record is from RefSeq and is a predicted model, not a curated record. The transcript has 3 exons. The coding region runs from base 1 to 810 and encodes 269 amino acids.